Molecule: messenger RNA, 933 nt
Organism: Rhineura floridana
Lineage: Eukaryota; Metazoa; Chordata; Lepidosauria; Squamata; Rhineuridae
Product: olfactory receptor 14A16-like
Exons: 1
Coding region: 1-933 (310 amino acids)
Biological process (GO): G protein-coupled receptor signaling pathway
Cellular component (GO): membrane
Molecular function (GO): odorant binding; G protein-coupled receptor activity; olfactory receptor activity
Source: RefSeq, a predicted model, not a curated record
AUGGAUAAUCGAUCCUCCAUUUAUGAAUUUCUGCUCUUUGGAUUCUCAGAAAUUCGAGAACUGCAGAUUCUACACUUUCUUCUGUUCCUCAUAUUGUACCUAGCAAUUAUAUCAGGGAAUCUUCUCAUCAUCUCUGCUGUCACUUUUGAUCACCACCUACACACCCCCAUGUACUUCUUCCUGAUGAACUUGGCCAUCCAGGACCUUGGCUCUGUUUCUGCCAUUAUACCCAAAUCCAUGACCAAUUUUUUCAACAAUACCAGACACAUUUCCUAUUCUGCAUGUGUGGCUCAAGUUUUCUGUUUCAUCUCCUUUGUAGGAUCUGAUUUCUUUCUCCUCACCGUCAUGGCCUAUGAUCGGUAUGUUGCUAUUUGCAAUCCUUUACGAUAUGAAAUGGUGAUGAACAGGCAAGCCUGCACACAAAUGGUUGCUGGUGUUUGGAUCACUGGCCUUUUCUAUGGGGCAAUGCACACUGGAGGUACCUUUGCAGUCCCUUUUUGCUCCAAUAUUGUCAAUCAGUUCUAUUGUGAAAUUCCACACUUGCUAAAGCUCUCCUGUGCUAAUUCAUACUUAACUGAAGUUGCCAUUCUUGCUAUCAGUGCGACUAUAGUGUUAGGCUGUUUUGUCUUCAUCAUUGUAACAUAUGUGCUGAUCUUCACUGAAGUGCUGAGAAUCCCUUCUGUUCAAGGCAGGCAAAAGGCCUUCUCUACCUGCCUCCCACACCUCAUUGUGUUUUCUGUAUAUAUAUUCACUAUAUCGUUUGCCUACCUGAGACCUCCUUCUAAUACUCCAUCUGAUCUGGAUUUGGCAUUAACUAUGAUAUAUACCUUUGUUCCACCCAUGUUAAAUCCAGUUAUCUAUAGCAUGAGAAACAAAGAAAUCAAAGUUGCCCUAUCAAAACUAUUAGCUUCUGUGUCCUCUUUCUGUGUGUAA